Molecule: messenger RNA, 513 nt
Organism: Necator americanus (New World hookworm)
Lineage: Eukaryota; Metazoa; Nematoda; Chromadorea; Rhabditida; Ancylostomatidae
Exons: 4
Coding region: 1-513 (170 amino acids)
Source: RefSeq, a predicted model, not a curated record
AUGCUAAACGCCCUCGAGGGAGACCGCCAACGAGAUGGGGCCCACGUCAACGUCACUAACGAAACUUGCGAACAUCUUGGAUGGCAACGGCGAGGGAACGAAACGAGUGGAAGAGAUGCUGGGGCCCGCACGUCCAGUGAAGACGGACCAUCUAAGAAUCUAAGCAGUCUUCUCAAUGCGCUCUGCGCCGAUGGAGUACCAGGGAAUUUCGUUCGCUUGCUUGAUGACGUGAAUCAGCGAACAACUGCUGCAGUGCGAACGCCAGCCAGAUGUACAGCAUCGUUUGAGGUGCAAAGAUACGCUAAGGCCAUUUCUGCAUUUAGCUCUUUAACGAAAUGCUUGUGGUCGAUCCCCAUCACCGACGAAGUCAGGCUGCGAUUCUACCUAUACGCAAUCGGAUCGGAUCGGAUCGGAGACUCGAGCACCACAUUCUACGAUGAUGGCUUUAUUGCACAGAAAGGAACCUGCUUAGACGGUCGUUUGGCUACGUUUGGCCUAGGUUUGCCACAAUGA